UGGAAUCAUAUUGCCGUAGUAUUGUUGAAAAAUGCGCGCAGGUCCGUCGCGCAGCGGUGAGUCAAAGCUAUCGCAGGAUUAUGCAAUAUAAAACGCCUCUCGAUAAUCUUCGACAAACUUCGUGCGAUACCGUGUACUCUCUUAAUCAUACCGUCGGAUCGCCCACACGUAAUUCAGCGCGCGAACGAAUCAAUAUCGCUAGAGCGCGAGCGAGAGCGACUGCGCGAAAAAAAGGCACGAUGAUGUUAAUUAUAUAUUGCUUAAUUACCUGUACCAAAGCAGCGCGCGCGCGAUGACGGUGUAAUCUAUCAAUGUUAACGCCGGCGGGCACGUACGUACAUACUCCUGGCGACCUCGCGCACCACAAAAGCCGUGACCUCAAAUGCACCGGCACGGAACCUCCCGCAUUCAUGACGUAACGUCUGUGAAAAAGUGUUGGCGAUGUUUCAAUUAUCUCGGCGCUCCGGCGCUUUAUUGAUCGAUGAAGACAUGACAAAUCACCGGGUGAAUUUAAUACUCGCGUAUAUCUUUCUAUCUCUCUCUCUCUCUAUCUCGUCUACGCAGGAGAGAAAGAGAGAGAAGCGUCUCGAGGACGCGCGUCGUGCAGAUCUCUUACACGUGUUGUGCGCACAUCACGCGGACCCGUGUGAGCGCAAAUAAUAACAAGCAAAGAUUUAUUCGCACGACGGUAAGGCGGAGAAGUUAACCCUUAAAUGCAUGAAUUUUUGUUAUUACAGAAUUUUUUUUUUUAAGUUCAUAGGUAGUCCCAGAAAAUGAGAAAAAUAUUUUUAAAAAUGCGAGGCAUUUGUUGAACAUUGCCUUUGUGCCUUUUGGAUCGUACAUUUCGUUCUAAGGAAGAAUUUGGUCUUCCACGUUUAGAUGUGCCUUUGAUCUCGACAAAGAGGAAAAAUAAAUAUGUUGCAACACUAUGCAUUUAAGGGUUAAUGCGCUUAUUAACGAAUCGAUUGCCAAUCUAAUCGCUUGCGAGACAAUGAGCGAGCGAACAGCUCGAGAAGAACAAGCUCGGCUUAACACAGCGAGAUUUGAAUGCGUCACGAAUUCCGUUAACUGUAUAUCCCGUGUCUGCUGGCUCCAUGUGUUGCCUAUGCUUAUCAUCGGACGUUGUUAUCAUGCCGAUACAAAUAUCUAGCCCGUUAGCGGAUACCGUUACUGUUCCGUUUGACACGAGCCACGAAACCACACGGUACUGUCCCGCGGAAAGUGUAACAAUCCUGACGAUCUGUUCGAUUCUUCGAGAACUCGAGUGUGCCUUCGCGUUCGUGCACGCUCGUUCGCGAAGACCGUUUUUUUCCGAUGCGGCGAUUUUUCCGGGAACGAAUCAAAUGGGCGCUUAAUUGCAAGUCACUUUGCGAUAAAUUGACCGUAAUAGAGACCGAAGUGGUGUAUGAUGUCACCGAAGUGUAGCAAAGGAGGGUCAUGAUAAAUGUAUCGCGCGAAGACGAAAGAGGGCUCCGUCCGGCUCCCGACGAACUUCCACACCGGCGUUAAUGAAUCAGAAGUGAGUGUGCGAUCGGUGUGGGCGUUCUCGCGCGGGAAACGCACGGAGUGACCGGAAGCUCCAGGUGGAAGAUUCGAAGGACGUCUCUCCGAGGAUUCAGUGGUGCGUUUCGAUCGAAGAUUCGUUUCGAGGCGCAGAACGCGAAGCGAACGUCACAAAAUAGUGCAUAAAAUACGGGCAAACAAUAGAGGGAAAAAUUCUUCUUCUCCUUCACGAAAACAGGAAACAACGACCUCAGGACAGAACAGCGAACCGGCCGUGCACCAGUUACCUCGUUCGCCGUUAACUUUACGCUUCGAAGCCAAAUAAACCGGAGAAAGAGAGAAGUUCCAGUACGGAUCGUCGCCGCUCGUGCGGGGAAAGAGGAGCGAUCGGCGACGCUAUUUGCAACGGAAUGCCGUAAUUGGUUAUGCCUCCGACGCGAUGCAUGGGCCGAUCAGUCGGGCGCUCGUAGCGACGAAUCUACGGACAUGAUAAUACACCGUGUGCACACCGUGUCGGACGACGAUGAUGCGCCAGGUCGCUGCUCUUGUCCCACAUAUUUACGAUGACAUCAGCCGCGAUUAACCGCCGCAAGAAACACGGGGAGCGCGUCCACGAGGAGGAGCAGCGACUGCAGCAGCAACAUCACCGGCACAAUGAACAAGAAAUUGUACUUCUUCAUCGGCCUGAUCGCGGUAUCGAUCCUGAUGUUCUGCCUCUACCUCUUGAGUUUCUACGACGUGGAGAUUCCGAACACGUACCACAAGACGUACAUGAUCCGCGAUACCGAUCUCGACGGCGACAACGCGACCGACUGGCCCGACGAGAGGAUCGAGCGGGCGAGAGAGUACCAGAGGGCAGGCGUGAAGACGAUCCUCCUGUGGAACACAUUAUUCGGCGAUCGGAACUUCUAUUUCGGCGAGGGCGAUAUCUUCCGCAAUUGUUCCGUCGACAAGUGCAAGAUCUUCAAUGACCACGACCACCUGCACGUGGAGGACUACGACGCCGUACUCUUCCACGGGAACGAGCUGAGCGCGUACGAGGUGCCGCUGAUGCGACGCAGGCAGCAGUUUUACGUGUACGUUAACCUGGAGAGCCCGGCCAACAGGGCGGUGCCCUACAAGUACUACGAGAACUACUUCAACCUCACGAUGACGUAUCGGCUCGACAGUGACAUACUCUGGUCUUACGACAACAUUGAAGACGCGAAAACCGGCGACCUGCUGGCGCCCGCCGAGAAUCCCGACUGGGGUGUUUAUCAAAACGGUGUAGGGGAAGCGGUGGACGAGACGAUAUUGGACGUCGUCAGGGGGAAGAGCAAGCCGGUAAUUUGGUUUGUAAGCAAUUGCAACGCCAAAAGUGGCCGGCUGAAGUACGUGGAGGAGCUGGAGAAGCACAUAGGCGUCGACAUCUACGGCAAGUGCGGCUCGCACAGCUGCUCGAAGAACCAGGACUGCUUUCGCGACGUCGUCGAGCCCAACUACUUUUUCUACCUGUCCUUCGAGAAUUCCUUCUGCAACGAUUACGUGACCGAGAAGCUGAUGAACCCGCUCAGGUACAAUGUCGUACCGGUGGUUUACGGGGGCGCCAACUACAGUCGGUUCGCACCGCCGAAUUCCUACGUGAAUGCCCUGGACUUCGAGAGUCCGAAGGAGCUCGCCGCGUACUUGAAAUAUCUCUCUCAGGAUCUGCGGCGGUAUCAGAGCUUCCUACAAUGGAAGAAGUAUUAUCGAGUCGGGCAGGGGACGAAACGUGCGGUCUGUGCGCUCUGCGAGACGCUGCAUAAGCGGAAAAGUCCCAAGUUUUACACGGCCCUGUCGCAUUGGUACGCGAAGGACAAAUGUCCGAUACAGACACUGCUGAGUAACGCCAAAGACGUUUACGCGACGAAAUUAACGCUGAUUGGUCGCGGGAAAUGACGCACGGAUUACGUUUCUGAGGAGUUACCGAGAAGCGUGCGCCGAUCGGAUACCGAGGUGUCGGCUGUCAUAAUUAUUCCGUAUUGCGCGAUUAAAGGUAUGGUAUACACGCACGAGAGGAGUGAGAUCGUGGGCCAUUUUCGAUGCUGCUGCACUGUAAAUCUAAGCGUGUUGUUUUUACACGCGCACAGGGAAAGAGGUUUCUUUAGAUUUAGUGUUCCUAUUUAUUUCACGAAAAUUUGUUUCACCGAAACAAUAUAUAUUUGAGCCGUUUAUUUUGAAAGUGACCUAGGUCCAUUUAUAUUCAAAUUGAGAUAUUCCAGAGUUUGCGUUUCAAUAAAAUUAAAAAUAUACGUAUAGGAUACCAAUGUGUGUCACACUGCUUAAGUGUAUCUAAGAGAGUUAAAUUUACAAUUCCUAUUAAAAUAAUAGCAAUUAUUAAGUGAAUAAUAUGUGUUUUCUUACCACAAAUGGAGUUAAGUCACUUUCAAAAUUAACAACUAGAUUUGUUAUAAAAUUUGAAAAAGCCCAAGUCCAUUCGACAUAAUUUGAAAUGCUUCAAAUUGAAAAAACAAUACUCAAUUUAUUUUAUAUUCCUUUACAACACUUUAAAAGCACAAUUUAUGCAAUUCAGGAAAUCUUCUAAGUAUAUAAAUUACAUAGUUUUGCUUAAUAAAUUAAGCAAUAAUAAAUUACUGCUCAUCUACAUUUUGUGUAUGCAGGAGGGAUUUGAAGAAGUCAUGGUGCUCCGGUAGUAUAUAUCGUAAUAAGUCCGUCAUGUCCUUGUAUUUCGCUGUUGUAAUUCGUCUUAUAUUUUUAUAAAGUGGUGUCAAUACAAUAUUUUCAAAUUUCCUUGGUCUACUCCGACGUGGUAAUAAAUCCAAGACUUUAAACUCUGCAUUCUCAUCCAUUGACAUCUUAUAGAAAAUUUUAUAUGGUUCAUUUCUCAAAAAACGCAUUCAGCAUAUUUUUAACCAAUUUAUUGUUUCUCCGUUAGAAUUCUUCACCCUUUUAAAAGCUACGUCCUUCAAAAAUCUUGUUGAUAUGAAAUCCUCUUGUUUCACUUCAUUUAGAAUAAAGUUAUUACCUUUCCGGCACUUUUUGAUAACAUUAUAAUAAACUUGAGGGACAAACAGUAAAUUAUUUUUCUUUAAUGACAUUUCUACGACGCACUUUCGGACAUUAUCAAUAAUGGGUUGGACUUAAGCUACUUUCAAAGUAACGUUUUUAAUUAUCGAAAUAACUGCGAAAAUUUAUGUGCCAAAAAUUAUCGUAUACUCUGAAUAUAUUUAACCGCAAAAUAUUGUUUAUGACAGCUAACUUCAAGUUGUACACGUUACUACAGUCAACAAAAAAAAUUGACAAAUGGACUUAGGCCACUUUCAAAAUAAAUGGCUCAUUUGUACGAAAUAUUAUUUGCCUGAGUAAAAAUUUUACUGUCUCUUUCCAGAAAAUUCCAUUAUUUCAUAGAAAGAACGUUAUUAUUUGAAAUGAAUACAAAGGCAAUACAUGCAUUCAUGGCAAUACAUAGCUGUUCAAAGCAUCAGGGAAAUUAUUGUUAAAAGCAACGAAAAAAAAAAAUUAUAUAUAUAUCUAGAUACAAAUUUGUAUGUGCCUAUAUUUCUUCGUAUACGUAUACGUACGUGUGUGUGUAUAAGGGAAAACAAGCCGACUCACCUGUGAUCACUUAGUCUGCAAUAAUUCGAGCAUUCCUGAGACUAUAAUAACGUAAGUGAUUACGUAACUUCGACGUCUGAUUUAUGCACCGAUGAUGGGUCAUUAGACCGAGGAUAGCAGAUCGAUGUAUUGACUACUCGCUUGAUUAGUUAAGAUCAAAGUAGCUAAGUUCCGUCACGCCGACACUACUGCAUCGUGCUCCACGAGUUCGAGGCAGGUCGGUGUGCGUGAUAUACACAGCAAUCAUGCGGUGCGGUGUUCACAAAGGAAAAUGGCUUUCUAAGAUCGUGCAUUAAAUACCAUCGAAUUAACCGAAGGGGUGUUUAACGUUACGACCCAACGAACGCGCUUAUCCGCGCAUAAAAGACUGACGCGUUGGCCCUGACACGUUACCGAAGUUGGGAGGAUUCGCCGACGAAUAGGGAAAUUUCUCACGAUACAUUCGUACUUUUGCGCGUUAGUGCCUUUCGCUUCUACGUAUAUGGUAUAUAAAUAAUAAUAGAGGUACGGAUAAUAAAUUACAUAGUACAAUCAUCGUAUGGACAGUUAAUGGGACAAGAAGGAGGUACAAUUAAGUGAGAAGCAUGUAUACGUAUAUAAUGAAUAGUGUGUAACGCAAACAGAGAAGAAAAUAUUUAUCACUGCGCUGCUACUUGCCGUCCGCGACUAAUUCAAAUGCCUGUUGUCUGUAUACUUUCACAGUAUUUUUUAUAGUAUAUUCUAAUCGUCUACCUCAGGAAAAGCGGCGAUCCGAAGAUAACGAGACCCUCGAGACGAGCGCCGUUUCUAUUCAAGAUUUAACGAAGCGAUUUUGAAAGACGGAUAGGUGAUAUGUAAGCGUAAGUUAAGAGAUUUUGUAAGUUUUGUACAAACCUCACACGUGAAAUGUUACUUAACGGUAAACAGUAUUAAGGUUGAAAUGAGGAACCCGAUGAGGAGGUUAAUAUUUAAUCUAGUUAGAACUGAACAUCGCGCGCGAAUCGCAGACCGCGCGCAGUUUGCGACGCAGAUAAUGUAAUUGCUGCACGCGCGUACACAAAUAACAAAUGGAAAGUCAUAUACUUAUCCGCAAUAACCAUAACUAAUUCCUGCUCUUAAACGCGCAAUAUUUAAGCUAAUGAGCUGCGAAGCAAAUUUGCGUUCGAUCUUGUUCGGCUACGACACACAGGUAAAUUGUAUCGCAUUUUUACAAACCGGUUUACACAGGCAUUGCAUUUGUGUAAGACACCGACACCAUUUUUGUGUUUCAUUAGUUCGUAGUGUUUCUAAUGUUAAAUAAAUUGCAUAUAAUAACCAC
Dinoponera quadriceps is the source of this 6394-nucleotide messenger RNA. RefSeq names its product alpha-(1,3)-fucosyltransferase C-like (gene FucTC). The transcript has 5 exons. The record is from RefSeq and is a predicted model, not a curated record. Gene Ontology annotation, cellular component: membrane. Gene Ontology annotation, molecular function: alpha-(1->3)-fucosyltransferase activity. Bases 2158 to 3420 code for a protein of 420 amino acids. Lineage: Eukaryota; Metazoa; Arthropoda; Insecta; Hymenoptera; Formicidae.